Gambusia affinis (western mosquitofish) is the source of this 2941-nucleotide messenger RNA. RefSeq names its product mutS homolog 5 (gene msh5). Gene Ontology annotation, biological process: mismatch repair; chiasma assembly. The transcript has 27 exons. NCBI's taxonomy places the organism in Eukaryota, Metazoa, Chordata, Actinopteri, Cyprinodontiformes, Poeciliidae. The coding region runs from base 216 to 2666 and encodes 816 amino acids. Gene Ontology annotation, molecular function: ATP binding; mismatched DNA binding; ATP-dependent DNA damage sensor activity. The record is from RefSeq and is a predicted model, not a curated record. Gene Ontology annotation, cellular component: nucleus.
GACCUAGCUAAGACGAGUUAGCUUACUCUGCUAACUUGCUAACUACAGUCGUCAACGUCUGCCUCUCGUUCAUAGAUUGUGGUUGGGUAAAGGGUAUUCUCUAACCCUUUCUACACGAGAUAGAAAGUGAUUUGUCUUUUCUCUUCAACUCAAAACUUGGCCAUCCUGAACACGCCGCAAGAAAACCUAGCGGAACAUCAGAAACAUCUCAACUAAUGGCAGCUGCCCUUGAGGAUCGAAGAGGAGCCAUAGGUUUCAGGGACCCUGGCAGCAAUCUAGAUGAAGAGGAGGAAGAUGACACAACAGCAGUUUUAUUGAGUGUUUUAGUGCAGCGGGGACAGUUGGGCCUUUGUUUCUACGAUAGUGGAGACUCGUCUUUACAUUACAUGGUGGAUUCUCCUGAUAGCUAUGAGCUUCACUUGUUGUCCAGAGUCAUUCAGGAGGUCAGGCCCCAUGUAAUCCUAACCAGUGCAAAGCAGGAACGCUGCUUGACCCAAUAUUUGCAGCAACUUGGUUCUGACCCACACUAUAAACCCGAGGUGGUUACUUAUCCAUAUGUUGACUUUGGUCUGGAGGUCGGUAAGCAGAGGCUUCUUUCCGCCCAUCUGCCUUUCCUCCCAGCUUGCAUUUCAGAGAGGGACAAAAUGUCUUAUCUUUCCUCCUGCAUCACCUUUGACUCACCAUUGAUGCUUAGGGCAGUGGGAGCUCUGCUGAAAUGUCUGGACAGGAGGAGAGUGGGAGUAGAACUGGAAGACAGCACUGUUGGAGUCCCAAUCCUGCAGUUUCAUGCCUACACACUUAAAGAAGUGGUUUACAUCGACCAGGACACCUACAGUGUACUUCAGAUCUUUAAAUCAGAUCUGCACCCAUCAGUCUACAAACUGCAGUCAGGUGAAAAAGAAGGACUAAGUCUCUAUGGAAUAUUGAACCGAUGUAGGAGCAAAUUUGGAUCCAAAUUGCUACGUCAGUGGUUUCUUCGACCUACACGAGACCUUGCAGUGCUGUACAGAAGACAGGAAGUGAUCCGUUUCUUUACUUCGCCUCGAAACUCGGACGUCCUGAACACCUUGCAGGCCUCGUUACGGAACAUCAGAAACAUACCAGGUGUCCUGCGGCGCAUGACUCUCUCCAGCACCAAAGUCAGUGACUGGCAGACUCUCUACAAGACGGUGUACAGCGCAGUGUGCAUCAGGGACUCAAUGCGGCACCUUCCUCAAUCUAUUCAGCUGUUUCGGGAGAUCAGUGAGAAACUCUCUGAGGAUCUCCACUACAUCGCCGCUCUCAUAAACAAAGUUGUGGAUUUUGAUGCCAGCUUAGAAGAGAACCGCUUCACUGUCAAACCCAACGUUGAUCCUGCCAUUGAUGAGAAGAAAAGGAGGAUGAUGGGGCUGUCUGACUUCCUGACUGACGUUGCCAGAAGAGAACUUGAACAUCUGGACUCUCGAAUCUCCUCCUGCUGUGUCAUUUACCUCCCCCUGAUUGGAUUUCUGCUCUCUGUGCCUCGACUGCCCAGCAUGGUGGAAAAAGAGGAUUUUGAAAUGGAGGGACUUGAGUUCAUGUUCCUCUCAGACGACCGGCUGCACUACCGUAGUCAAAGAACCAGAGAGCUGGACAGCCUCCUGGGAGACUUGCACUGUGACAUUAGAGACAUGGAGACGGCAGUGAUGACGCAGUUGCAGAGUGCCGUCCUGGAAAGGAGCAGUUCUCUGUAUCAGGUCCUGGAUCUCCUGGCUGAGCUGGACUGUCUGAUGGCGAUGAGCAGCGCCUCUCAGGAAUACAGCUACUCCUCACCCAAGCUCGCCAGACAUAGAACAAUAGCAAUAACACAGGGAAGACACCCGCUGCUGGAGCUGUGUUCUCCGGUGUUUGUGGCCAACUCCUACCAGAGCUCUGAAUCAGAGGGCAGGAUCAAGGUCAUCACUGGUCCAAACUCGUCUGGCAAGAGCAUCUUCCUCAAACAGGUGGGGCUGAUUGUGUUCAUGGCUCUGAUUGGCUCAGACGUACCGGCUAAAGAGGCAGAGGUAGGUCUGGUGGACGGGAUCUUCACUCGCAUGCAGAGCAGAGAGUCCGUGUCUGUGGGCCUCAGCACCUUUAUGAUAGAUCUCAACCAGAUGGCCCUGGCUCUUAACAGCAGCACUGGCAGCUCAUUGGUGCUCAUCGAUGAGUUUGGAAAGGGCACCAACACAGUCGAUGGGCUGUCUUUACUCGCUGCAUCUGUCUCUUUUUGGCUGAAAAAGCCUCCGGUGGAUGUUCCUCACGUCCUGUUGGCUACAAACUUCCACAGUCUGAUGCAGUUAGGGCUGCUACCAACCACUGGCAUGCUGUCUUUUCUGACUUUAGAAACUGCCGUAGACAGAGAUGAGUUGGUGUUUUUGUACCAGCUGAAGGAAGGGAUUUGCCAAUCCAGUUACGCUGCCAACAUUGCUGCACUGGCAGGCCUGCCAACAUGCCUUGUACACAGAGCCAUGGAGGCGUCUGAACAUUACCGAACAGGAAAACCCAUCAAACGCAUCGACAACGCAUCAUCAGACGAGCAGGCCAAGAGAUGCCAAUCUGUGGUACAGACGUUUUUGAGUCUUGACCUGGAGGACAAAGAUGUGGAUCUGCAGAGGUUCAUGAAAGAUGAGCUUCUGCCCUCUGCUGGAGAGCUCCAGAACCGCAGCUAGACUCUGGAAGAGCUGCAAACACUUUUCUGCGUUUCUCUGCUCCGUGUUCAGUGAGAAAAUGUUUGGGGUUUGCUUUUCUUGGGAAAAUCAGAGAUAUUCACCUCCAAACAAGGUGUAAAAAAACAGUUCAAGCACAUUGUUUAUUUUGUGAAGGAAUAGCUGUAUGCACGUACAUGGUUUGUGUUACAUAUAUCUAGUGUUUUCUUGUUGAUACUCAAUACCAAUAUUUUGCAAAUCUGGUAGUGUUUUUGCUUGAAGCAACAUAAAUUGUGUUU